UGAAGUGAGCUUUGUGCUCCAACAACAACCAUAUUUAUAUUUAUCGUCGGUACUGCGCCACCAUCCCUUUUCUCUUUCAUUUCAACACAAUCAAAAGCCACCCAACGAUCUCUGCUCAAUGGGAUCAAUCCCACACUAGUGUGUAUAUGCUGUACCAGGGUAGUGUUAGGACCUCCAUUGAGUUUCAUAAUGGAUGUGAAAUCUAGUGACCCGUCACCUCAACCUGCUGCCGUUCCCUCCGGUCAAGAUAAUGCCACUCAAAAUGCUCAGAGUGCAAAGGGGGUUUCUGGGGUUUUUGGAUCGUUUACGAAAGGUAUACUUAGCACAUCUCAGUCUGCAGUCAAGGCUGUGCAGGUCAAGGCUCGCCAUCUCGUCUCUCAAAACAAACGAAGAUACCAGGAGGGAGGUUUUGAUUUAGAUAUGACAUAUAUUACUGAAAAUAUAAUUGCUAUGGGUUUCCCGGCUGGAGAUAUAAGUUCUGGCUUUUUUGGAUAUGUUGAGGGAUUUUAUCGGAAUCAUAUGGAAGAAGUGAUCAGAUUUUUUGAAACUCAUCACAAGGGACAUUAUAAAGUGUACAAUCUUUGUUCAGAGAGGUUAUAUGAUGCAUCGCGAUUUGAGGGGAAGGCUGCAAGUUUCCCAUUUGAUGAUCAUAACUGCCCCCCAAUCCAACUUAUUGGAUCCUUCUGUCAAAGUGCUCAUUCAUGGUUAAAGGAGGACAUUGAAAAUGUUGUGGUUGUUCAUUGUAAAGCUGGUAUGGCAAGGACAGGAGUAAUGAUUUGUAGCCUUCUCCUAUACCUUAAGUUCUUUCCUACAGCUGAGGAGGCCAUGUAUUACUAUAACCAUAAAAGAUGUGUAGAUGGAAAGGCUCUGGUUCUUCCGAGUCAGAUUAGGUAUGUGAAAUAUUUUGACAUUAUCUUGAGAAACUUCAAUGGAGAAUGUCAUCCUCGAAGGUGCAUGCUCAGGGGAUUCCGGAUUCACAACUGCCCUUAUUGGAUUAGGCCCUCCAUUACAGUCUCUGACCAUAAUGGAAUUUUGUUCUCAUCAAGAAAGCAUCCAAAAACAAAAGAUCUAAUGCCAGAAGAUUUCUGGAUCAGUGCACGGAAGAAAGGGAUUGUCGUUUUCGCUCUACCAGGGGAGCCUGGUCUAGCAGAGCUAGUGGGGGAUUUCAAAAUCUAUUUCCAUGAACGCCACGGAGAUUUCUAUUGCUGGUUAAAUACAAUGACAGAAAACAACAGAAAGUUCUUAAACGCAGACGAUCUCGAUGGUUUUGAGAAGAGAAAAUUACCUUCUCCAAGAUUUCAGGUUGAAGUGAUCAUGAUAGAUUAUAAUGGUACUUCUCCUACAAUACCUAAAGCAGAUUCUUCAAAUAAGAAACCCGAUGGUAGCUCAAAUGAUGCCUCUGCUUCAAGUGGCGGUGAUGCAGCCAAUCUGAAUCAAAGAAAAAGAGAAGAUGGUGAUGAUGUAUUUUCAGAUAGUGAGGGAGAGGAGUCUGGGGAUAGAAAGAGCAGGCUAGCAGAAGCUAAUUCUAGAGCUGAGCUUACUGCGCCUGAUCACUCGUCCAAUACAACAGGAAAACAAAUGGAAACUUCAGCUCAAACUGUGGAUAGCCCACAGAAUGGUUCUUCUCACAAACAAACUUCUGAUGGGGCAGGAAAAUCUGGAGCAGAGGAUAUUAGGGCAAUAGCUGCUGAUGCUUCAGUUUUCUCUUUUGGGGAUGAAGAUUUUGACAGUGAAUGAUGCCAUUCAACCUGACUGAUGCUUGAAACUGUAUCAGAAACACUAGUGUACUUGAUAGAGUUUGGAACCUUCAUAGGAAUCAGAAGUUGGUUGAUCUGAUGUUAUUCAACAAAGGAACGAGAUGUUAAUUAAUUUACAAUCUCCUGCAAUCUCUCACAGUUUUGCAUCUCAAGAAAAUUUGCUAACUCUGAAA
Rosa rugosa (rugosa rose) is the source of this 1930-nucleotide messenger RNA. Its product is annotated as phosphatidylinositol 3,4,5-trisphosphate 3-phosphatase and protein-tyrosine-phosphatase PTEN2A-like. The transcript is spliced from 13 exons. The record is from RefSeq and is a predicted model, not a curated record. Gene Ontology annotation, cellular component: cytosol. Bases 190 to 1737 code for a protein of 515 amino acids. Lineage: Eukaryota; Viridiplantae; Streptophyta; Magnoliopsida; Rosales; Rosaceae. Gene Ontology annotation, biological process: dephosphorylation. Gene Ontology annotation, molecular function: phosphatidylinositol-3,4,5-trisphosphate 3-phosphatase activity.